AUGGACCAUUCGGUGAAAGCGAUGAAUAGCCACCGGAAAGUCGUAUUUUCCCGGCUCCUCAACCGUCACAAUUUUGAGAAUGAGGAGCUGGAGCAGCUAUACCGCCGUUACACAGUCAAAUUGCAACAAACAUCAACUUCCAGUGUUUUAGCUCUGGUAGCUUCACUGGCAGCUAGCCUAGCAGGCCUACACGUGGGUUAUGUGCGAUUCUUGAGUGCUGCAGCACUCUACUUUGUUUUCGUUUGUAUUUCCUUUGCCGCAGCCCUGGUCCUGAUACAAACGGGCCAUUUUAAAGACGCCCAUUUACCGGCUCUUUGCUAUGGAGUGUUAGUUUUAUGUUCGGGCUUGUGCCUAAUAGGCCUGCCGCUGAGUGUGACAGAGAGCAACAGUUGGGGGGCUGCCUCAUGGGGCCAAGAGCACCCUGCGGCCCAUGGAGUGUGGGAAGUUCUGUUUGUUCUCUUCGUUGUCUAUAGUCUAUUGCCUCUGAAGACCCGCGUCGCUGUUUGCGUAGGUGUGCUGCUGCCGGCUUUGCAUACCACAGUCGCACUCACAUCAGCAACAUUUUAUCAAGAAUUGACAUGGCAACAGAUCACCGCUAACAUGCUGGCGUUUAUCUGCGUGAACGUGGUCGGAAUAUUUGUCCAUAAUCUCAUGGAGAGAGCUCAGAGGAAAGCUUUUCUGGACACCCGCACAUGCAUCAAAGCUCGUCUCGAAAUGGAAGAUGAGAAUGAGAAACUGGAACGGCUGCUACUAAGUGUUCUGCCGCAACACGUGGCCAUGGAGAUGAAAGCUGACAUUAUUCGCCCCCGAGAAGGUCCAUUUCACAAGAUAUAUAUUCAGAAGCAUGAAAAUGUGAGCAUUCUUUUUGCUGAUAUUGUUGGUUUCACUGUAUUGGCAUCCCAAUGCACUGCGCAGGAGCUCGUACGACUGCUAAAUGAACUUUUCGGAAGAUUUGAUCAACUUGCAAAUGACAACCACUGUUUGAGGAUCAAAAUUCUAGGAGACUGUUACUAUUGCGUUAGUGGUUUACCAGAGCCUCGAUCUGAUCACGCCCAUUGUGCUGUAGAAAUGGGAUUAGACAUGAUUGAUGUCAUUGCGUCUGUAGUUGAAGCAACAGACGUUCAUCUAAACAUGAGAGUAGGUAUCCAUACAGGUCGCGUUCUUUGUGGUGUUCUUGGACUACGUAAAUGGCAGUACGAUGUUUGGAGCAACGAUGUAACUCUUGCUAAUUACAUGGAAGCUGGUGGCGAGCCUGGACGUGUGCAUGUAACGCAAGCGACUUUAGAUUAUCUGCAUGGCGAAUACGAGGUAGAGCCUGGACGCGGAGCUGAUCGAAAUUCCUAUUUAAGAGAGCACAAUGUGGUAUCCUACUUUAUUAUUCCGCCCAGUCAUAGAAGGAAGCCCUUGAUGUUUAGCAAUUUGCAGAUGCGCCCUGUAGGUAGCCGUCGAAAGCUUUCUUUUAAAAAUGUCUCAAAUGUUGUGGUUCAGUUGCUACAUUCUAUAAAGUAUAGCAUGGAUGUUCCGUUCUCAAAUAUGGCCGUGGCCAGUGGUUCUGCAGCAGAGAAACCUGGAACCAAGAUGUCUUCGUUAGCUGAUAAACUUAGAAAGCCUUUUAAAAAAAGGCAUUCUACUGUAUACCAUCAACCAACUAGUCGAGUGAACAAGUACCUUGCUCAAGCAAUAGAAGCACGAAGCGUAGACCAAGAGAAAUCAACUCAUAUUAAUGUUUUAACUUUGUGUUUCAAGGACCAUUUGAAAGAACGACAGUAUUAUAGUGAAAAAGAUGAGGGCUUUGCCAACAGUAUGGUUUGUUGUUUGACUGUCUUAUUGCUCAUGGGAAGUUUACAAGCCAUUAUUCUAACUAGGUCCCUGAUAAUGGUAAUAUUAUUCAUUUCGGCUUUCUGUUGGAUAUUUCUACUGAUAAUGCUGACUUUAGGAGCCAAAAUGAAAUACAUUUCGUGGGACAUAAGCCAGUAUUUCCCUCUGCGUAUGACUUCAAUUGUUCUAACCAUUAUUUUUGUCUACAUUGUAGCUCAAGUGAAUGUCUUUACAUGCAUGAGGGAGCCAAAGUGCAAUGCUUCAGCUAAUGUAUCUCAGACCUCAUUCCUGUAUGAUCACUAUUAUUGUCCUCUACCACAUUAUGUCAUAAUCAGCUGCAUCCUGACUUUCUUUUCUGUUGUUGUCUUUCUUCGUAUCCCAAUUUUAAUUAAAGGAUCUUUACUACUACCCAUGACAGCAGUUUUUAUCGUAGUUAUUGAGGUUGUGCAAAUAAAAUUAUUUGAAUGCUAUGACGAACAUGUUGGGUCAGUUGUUCAUGAGCAUGCCGUUGGAUUGGUAGUUAUUCUGUACUUUUUGUUAGCUGUGUUAAUACAUGGGCGACAAGUUGAAUGGACUGCAAGAUUAGAUUUUCUUUGGAAUCUUCAGGCAAAUGAAGAAAAACUGGAAAUGCAUGAAUUGCAGAGUAGUAACAGAAGAAUUCUGUUUAACUUGCUUCCUGCUCAUGUAGCUGCACACUUCUUAGACAAUCAAUUCAAAAAUAAUAUGGAACUUUACAAUCAGAGCUACUCAAAAGUUGGAGUUGUCUUUGCAUCAAUUCCUAAUUUUCAUGAAUUUUACAUGGAACUCGAUGGAAAUAAUCAAGGAAUGGAGUGCCUACGUCUGUUGAAUGAAAUAAUUGCAGAUUUUGAUGAGUUGCUUGAUGAUGAGCGCUUCAAGGCUAUUGAUAAGAUAAAAACAGUUGGAAGUACUUACAUGGCUGCCAUUGGCUUAAUGCCUGAGUACAGAAUAGCUGAUGAUAAUCCAGCAUCAGCUGUUGAAUACAUGAGCAUCUUAGCUGAAAUGGUGUUUGCUUUUAAGGACAAAUUAGCAGAUAUCAAUGAAAAUUCCUACAAUAAUUUUUUCCUAAGAGUUGGUUUGAAUAUUGGGCCUGUUGUUGCUGGGGUGAUUGGAGCAAGUAAACCUCAGUAUGAUAUUUGGGGUAAUACAGUGAAUGUUGCCAGUCGAAUGGACAGUACAGGACUUCCAAAUCAUAUUCAGGUAACUGAGGAUGUGUAUACCCUUUUGAAAGAUGGCUAUGUAUUUCAAUGUAGAGGCAUCGUAAAAGUUAAGGGCAAAGGGGAUAUGACUACAUACUUUCUUCUGGGAAGAAAACAGGAUGGUGAUAUAAUGCCAAAUGAAGAAUCUACUGCUUUGAAAAUGGAAAAUCAAAAUGCUAAUGUAGAUCGGAAAGAAACUUCACCUACUUCAAAUGUUAAGCAUUCAUCUGGACAGUGUAACUCUGGUAAUGAAGGUAUAACUAGUAUUCAGAGGAAGAAGGCUCAUACAUAUCAAGCAGAAGUAGUAGGGGAAAUUCUUUCCACAAGCAGUCCAAGGCUUCCAUCAAUGCAGCUACCUCCUUGGCAACCUCAUAAUCAGCAAUCCAGUACUCCCUUUGAAAACAACUCUGCAUUAUAUAACCAACCAAAACCUAUUAUUGGAAAUGCUCCUGCAAAAUCUUAUUCGCAGUCCCGUCCGCGUCAUAAUCAUUGCACAAUUAAUUCAAAUAGGGACUCUACAAAAACAUUUAAUUCACUGUCAGAACUGAAAGAUGAUUUACAAGACAGAUUACAAAAGAUGAAUACUAGUAUAAAUCCAUACACGAGUAAAGUAUAUAGGCCAUCCAAAAUGUAUACACAUCCAAGGACUAACUCAGUUAAUAAAUCUCCUGCAACACUUACUCCACCUGAAGAAAUGCUGUACUUUCCAUCUCAUAGUCCUCCAAAUGAUGCAGAAUCUGUUACCACUGCAGUGGAGAGUGAUGCAAGUUUUGCUGCUAGUGGGAGUCAUGACAGUCUUAUAGGUCAAGAUCGAAAUAAUUCUGUGGAUACAUCAUCUCUAAAUCGUUCUUCCACAUCAUCAUGCGAUAGCUAUAUUCGCACUGAUUUUUCUCGUACUGAUGUAGAUACUCCCUCACCUGCAUUUUAUGAUUAUAAUAAUAGUAUCCAAUGGGUAUAUCCUGAAAAAAAUGUUUUAGCACCAGAAAUAUGUCAGCAGAGUUCUCCUUAUAAUAAUUUGACUGAAUGUAAACAAGGACUUCCAGAAGUUGGUCUGUCACCUUCACAUCGUAUUCUUAGUCAUAAAUCAACCGAUUCUAAUGGUUAUAUUAAAGAGUUAGAAAAAAGGGGAGCAAAAGUAAAUGAGAAAUGUACUUCAGAUUGUGAAGUAGAUAAUUCUCAUUUACACGGUAUUGAAUCAGAUUCAGUUGCAAAUUUUCCUCAAGGUAAUACCAUGGAAGAAACUGGUAUUUCUCAACAGUCUGAAUUUCCAGCUUUGUUGAAACACUCUGUAAACAAGAAUGAUAAAUGCAAACAUGACAGUAAAUCAACAUUUUCAUAUUCACCAACAACUUCUGAAGCUAGAUGUUCAUCAGAUGCUCGAAACCGUACUGAGUUAGGUGGUACUGCAUAUGUAAAAGACAAAAAUAACGGCAUAUUGAAGACAAUCUCCUCAUCUGAAGAAAAUGCCACUGAUCAUAAUAAGCAUAUGCAGGAACCAAAUGCUCUUCAGUUUGUCCAUAACAUUCCAGUUGAAAUGAAAAGUACUUACACUCAUGAAAACAACUGUGCAAGCCCUAACAAGUUAUCAGAUUCAUCAGAUUAUGCAAGAGGUAGUGAUGAUGCUAAUUCAUCGCAAAAUGAGACUUAUAGAGGUUCUGUUCUGAAAUUAAAAAAUAGUUAUGGUCAAACUGAUUCAAUGGCUGUUUCUAGAAAAGGUUGCCUGAAUAGUCUUAGCUCUUCCCAAAAUUCAGAUACAGCUAAGAAAGGAGAUUCCAAACUUUCUAGUAAAAAGGUUGCUAAGCCGCAUUUAAAUUAUGCAUUUGUGAAUAAUUGUAAUCAAUAUAUACCUAUUUCAAACCAUAGGGAUCAGGCCAAAGAAGCAUUUUGUUCAGAGAAUAAUAAUGCAUUAAGAUCUAAUGGUGAUAUCAGAGCCCCCAGAGCUGCAAUUGAGCUGACAGAUAGUGAUGAUAGUGAUGAUGAAAAAUCAGCUGAAAUACCUCUAAUAGAUGACUAUUGCACAGAUGAUCCUGCUCUAGAAAAUGCCUCAUUACUGAAUGAACAUGGACUUACUGAUGCGGAAGGGGCUUUGAGUGAUCUGAACUCGAUUAUCAAUGAUCCAGGUCCCUGCGACAUUGAUGACACAAGUAUAUCUUCUAGAGCAAGCAGUAGAAUGUUUGAUAGUGACCAACUUUUAAGUGUUGACAGUUUAAAUGUGAUGUAUGAUUCUGAGUAUGACAACUAUAGGCCAGGAAUUGUGAGUGAUGAUGAUAUCUUUCAUCAUGAACAUGCAAGUGAUGCAGAUCUUGACUAUUUGGAAGAUCCUCAUAUGGAAAAUAUUAGAGUUCUGUCAAAAAAUAUAACAAGAAAUUUUGGACAGCCUGCAAGAGAUGAAACAGAUGACAGUGAAGUAGGAUGAAUAGUGUAUUUUUCUCACUAUUGUGUCUCAUAUUGUCUUUCAUGUACAUGUCUUUAAACACCUUAUAGUGCAAUAACUACUAUGUGAUGAAAUGUGUAUGAAGUUCAGGCAUUACUCACAAACUCUGAUAAAGUUAAUGAUUGGCAUAGGGUGCAUAAAUAAAUUUGUGUGAAAUAAA
Messenger RNA from Stegodyphus dumicola, 5629 nucleotides. RefSeq names its product adenylate cyclase type 1-like. Gene Ontology annotation, cellular component: plasma membrane. Gene Ontology annotation, biological process: cAMP biosynthetic process; intracellular signal transduction; adenylate cyclase-activating G protein-coupled receptor signaling pathway. The record is from RefSeq and is a predicted model, not a curated record. Gene Ontology annotation, molecular function: adenylate cyclase activity. NCBI's taxonomy places the organism in Eukaryota, Metazoa, Arthropoda, Arachnida, Araneae, Eresidae.